Molecule: messenger RNA, 222 nt
Organism: Seminavis robusta
Lineage: Eukaryota; Bacillariophyta; Bacillariophyceae; Naviculales; Naviculaceae
Source: the annotation of a GenBank genome assembly
AUGACUGCUCCCAAGAUUACUACCUCGGAAGAAGACGAGAAAGCCACUUGCGAUGAGCGUCAAGCCGUGGAAGCCGCUCUUCAAACCUACAUGGAUGGAGCCAAGGCAGGAAAUGGCAAGCAAGCUGUGGCAGCUUUUCACAAAGACGCCAAGGUCAUUGGGUCUCUGGAGAGUGGAAAAUUACCGGAAAGGUGUACGACUCGCACUCCAAGCAAGAACUAG